Messenger RNA from Nycticebus coucang (slow loris), 1241 nucleotides. RefSeq names its product cilia and flagella associated protein 90 (gene CFAP90). NCBI's taxonomy places the organism in Eukaryota, Metazoa, Chordata, Mammalia, Primates, Lorisidae. Bases 177 to 845 code for a protein of 222 amino acids. The transcript is spliced from 4 exons. The record is from RefSeq and is a predicted model, not a curated record.
AGGCGGUGCUUUGUCUCCCAGUGCCAACCAACCCCUCCAGCUGGUCCCAAUGAGGCUGAUGUGAUCCUUAGGGCUGGGGGACAUGGUAGAAAGGUAUUUGAUUCAUGCCCGGCUCAUAGGUGAUGCGUUAUUAGGAUAAAGAAGGCAUGGGAGGGAGGGAGGGAGAGUGAGAGAAAAUGAAUCUUAAAUCUUGCCUAGGAGAGCGGCCGACCUCGGGAGACUCCACAGCGCAGCACCACCCGGAGCCUUGGACCAACAGCUCGGUGUAUCCGGGCCGCGGUUUCCAGGCAACCGUCAAACACCGGCGCUGGCCGAACGCGGCCGCUGGGCAGCCUGCAGCGGCGGCUGGUGGACUCGGCUGGCCCCUUGGACUAGCAAAGCGGACCAUGGCCGCGACGGGGCCACCGGACUCGCGCGGCGGGGAGGAGAAGGAGGCAGCGGAGGAUGAAGAGGAGGAGAUCACGGCCGCCACGCUGCGGGGCAAGACCCGGCCUCCGCCCAUCUCGGCGCAGUCCGCUUUCAGCUACAUCCCCCCACGGCGCCUGGACCCCAAGGAGCACAGCUACUACUACCGUCAGGGCAAGACAGGAGUUAUUUCCCUCUAUGACUGUGUCUUUAAGAGGAAGUUAGAUUAUAAUCAGAAGUUGCACCGAGAUGACAGAGAACAUGCGAAAAGCCUGGGACUUCAUGUUAAUGAAGAGAACUGGCAGCGCAGUAGGUGGGCUCACACCAGCAUCACCACAACAUCAUGGGUAGUGCCCAGAGCUGUGUCAUUAGGAGCAGGAGAGGCCCGUGGGAGUGCUGACGUCUUCGGUCUAUGGGAAGCGCAUUCAUCAGCCCAUUGAGCCGCUGAGCCGCGACCACCGCCGCGCCAGCCACCUGCGCGCCGACUUCUACCGGAAGAACGACAUCCCCAGCCUCAGGGCGCCCGGCUUCGGACACAUCACCCCGGCCUGAAGCGGCCCCCGUGGCCGCAGGGCGUGUCGGGGUAGCCCCCGGCCAGUGAGGCUGCCCAGAGAGGGGCGGGGGCCUCCAGCCUUUCCCGUUUUUCUGACGUCCAGCGGCAGUAGUGGGAUAAUGACCUGGGGAAGGACGAACAGAGCGGCUGCCCCUUGUUAAGAACCUGGCUUUAAUACGUAUUAAGACUAUCUACUGUAAUGGCUUUCACCUGCAAUUAUUUCGGAUGAACUAAUCCUGGCGACUGAGUCAUUGUGAGCAUCCGAAUAAAAUGGACUCUUUGU